AUAAAUAUGAAAGUUUGUAUCUUUGGAGGUUUGCCCGUGUAUCACGCUGAAACUAGUAAAAGCUUCUAGUGCUAUAUAAAAGUAGAUGAUAUGAUUAUGUAAAUACCAUUUUUAAAUAAGUAAUUAAAGAAAUAUGGUGAUAUAAUAUCAUAACUUACAAAAUUGAUUAUUGAAUUGCAAACCGACCUUCGCAGGUCGUAUCUUUAAAAUGUUUUUUUAAAUUUCGAAACGUCAAUAAUUAUCACGGAUACUUUUCAUUUAUAAACAAUGAUAUUUCGAUGAAUGUGUUCGAUAUUUUUAAUUUGUAGAAUAAUUUACUAAAUUAUUAUAAAUGUGAGGUGUUCACUAUAUGGACCAUCGUAUGGACGUUCUUAUUAUAAUGAUCUUUAAUAUGAAUGUAAUCAUGUAAAAUAUUCGACGGUAUGAUAAGUCGAAAUAUUUUAAUGUUUCUUGUUUCGUCCGGUGAGUUUAUUUUAUUUUACAUUAAUUGCUGACUAAAUUAAAGUCAUUUCCAUAUAUUUUCCGCGUGUUAAGAUAAUUUCUGUUCUCAUUGGAAAUUGGAUAUUUGGAAUAUUUGUUGCAUUUAAUGUAAUAAUAUUACAUUAUAGAUGCGAUAGUUUGUAGUUAGUAAUCACUACUUAAAGCAAUAAAAAAAUAUAUUUCGUAGAAAAUUUAAUUCUUUUUUUAUUUGGCGGUCGACACUGGGCCGCCUGAUGGUAACCGCUACCACCGGCCAUGAAUAUAUUGGAGAGGCGUAAGGUCCAUUGUAGACAUUACGCUAUUCAUUCAUUCAAGAUUAUUUUUGAAAAGAAAGAAAAGUGCAUUCAAAUAUUUUCGAAAUCUCGCUUGCCCUGCCCGGGAAUAGAAACGACUAAAAUCUUUUAAAAUUACACCCUGUGCUUUUACUGCAUCGAUCGUUAAAAUCAAUUAUAAGGAAGAACUCUCUUUAUAAACUUGAUAAAUCAAAUAUGAGGAAGAAAAUUUCAUUGUUUCUAUAGCUUGCUCUCUUAAGAAUUAUAAAAUUACACCUUAAAUAUAUCAAAUAUGUAUAACUACUGAUUUUGUAUCAAAUACAUUUCUAUAUAUGUUAAACUAUUAUAUCGCUUUACAGAUGUCCAAUUAUUGUAUAGUGGACAAGUGGAUAACCUGUCAAAUUAUGUGGAAAAAUGUUAAUAUUAUUUUGACAAAUUCGAUGUGUUGUUUCAUAUGACUAUCUAUCUACGCUUAGUCACAGAAAAGGCAACACAUCAUGAAAUCGCUAAGAAAACCGCAUAGUACCAGUCAAACAUGCUCCUGUACCUCUUGUUUAUUCAAUAGUGAUACUGAUGGUCAUAGUUUUCAAAAGUUUUUGGUAAGUGGCUCUAAAAUAGAUCGUCUGUAUUAUGGAAAAUAUAUUCCUCUUCGGGAAAGAAAACUCUUAGAUAAAUUGGUAAGAACUAGAGCAGUUUAUGAUGAUAUUAGAGCCCAAUUAGUCUCGGAUAGUACAUCGAGCUUACAGAAAAAUGCGAAUUUCAAACGUUAUUCAUCAGCAAGUGAACUUGAUGAUACAGAGAAAAGCAGUGCUAUUUUAGAGCUAGUUAAUUUAGUUGAUAAAGGUGCUGCUAUAAAAUCAUCAAAGCUUAGUGAAUGUUGUAGCUGCUGUAGUUGUUCGUUGAAAAUGCGCAAAGGUGAACAUGCAAAGAAUCUUCACAAACAUAAACACGUGCAUGGUCAUAAAUAUGUUGGAGAAAAACAAAGAUAUGAAUUUAAAAGACGAAAAGGAGUACGGUUUAAAGCAAAACACAUAAAAUCUGAUCCUUGCACCUGCACAUUUCAAUUCAGUAGUCGGGCAAAAAUUCAGUCAAAGCAGCAAUACGAAGAUAGUAACGAUGGCGCAGAGGCAAAAGCUAAGUCUAAUAAAUUCAAAGCAGUGGCAAAAAAAUCUUUACAAAAGCUUGUGGAUUCCAAAACAAAUCUUCAAAAUAAAAUGGAUGCAGCUAUGGCCAAGAUUCAAGAUUCUAAAAUAAAACUAGAAGAGUCUUUGGCACUUCAUACUAACGAAUCGUUGGAAAAAAUUGAAAGAAUGAAAUAUCGAAUUAGAAGGAAACAAAAGUAUCCAGAAAGCAUGGCAUUCGAUGCAAAUCUUGUAAAUGAAGGCAAAAGUAAAACAAGUCGCUUGAAAAAUCUUGCGAAAUCAUCACGCGAUAAACUAAAAAUUUCACAAGCUAGGUUAAAAAAUAAAAUGCAAGAAGGUGGUGAAAUAGUGGAGAUGCAAGUAAAGAAAUCUCUAGAGAAGAUUAAAAAAACCAAGGACAAAAUUAAAUCUAUAAUAUGUGAAUGCCCUGAAUAUAUUUCAGAAAAAGAAAAAGAUUUAUCUUUUAAAGCCAAGAAGGAAGCAGGUGAAAAAGUGGAAUUGCAGCUUAAACAAUCUCUAGAGAAAAUGAAAAAAAGUAAGGAUAAAAUUAAAUCUAUAAUAUGUGAAUGCCCUGAAUAUAUUUCAGAAAAAGAAUACGAUUUGUUUUUUAAAGCCAAGAAGGAAGCAGGUGAAAAAGUGGAGUUGCAGCUUAAACAAUCUUUGGAGAAAAUGAAACAAACGAAAGAUAAAAUUAAAUCAAUUAUAUGUGAAUGCCCUGAAUAUGUUUCAGAAAAAGAAAAAGAAUUGUCAUUUAAAAUCAAGAAGGAAGUAGGUAAAAAUUUAGACUUGCAAUUUAAGAAAUCCUUAGAGAAAAUAAAAAAAUCCAAAGAUAAAAUUAAAUCUAUAAUAUGUGAAUGUCCUGAAUAUACUUCAGAAAAAGAAAAAGAGUUAGCAUUAAAAAUCAGGAAGGAUUCUAUCCGAAAGUUUAAAGAAAAUUUAAACAAAAAACAAUAUUUAGAAAAUUGGACAUGCGAGAAUGAUUGUACUCAAGGAGCGUGUAUUGCAGAAGAAUGCUAUGAAAAAUUAAAAAGAAGAAAAGGACACACAAAAAAGAUACAUGACAAACAUUAUAGACACUCCAGUAUACGAAAAAUGAGUAGUCGAGAAGUAACGGUUAGCAUAUUGCCUAAAAAAUCAAACUCUGGAAUUCAAGCACAACAAAUCAUAGUGCAUAAAGGAACAAAUCAUGCAAAGAAAGGUGUUAAUAUCAAUAAGAGCUCUAAGAAAAAUAAAGAAAAAGGUCAAGAAUAUUUAAAAAACAAAAGAAAAAAAAAUGAACGACCUGCGCUAUCAUCAUUCAGUUCUGAACAAAAUAAAGAGUCGCAUCCAGCAGUUAGAAUUGGUUCAUCUGCUAGUUUUAACGUUGAAUUUUAUAAGGAUAAAUCAAAUCCAACAAAAAUUAAAAGCAGUUAUCCAUCGCAAAGAACCGAUAUUGAGCAAUCUUCCACCACACAAAGGAGUCGUCCAGGAAAUAAACAAAUAGUAUCAAAACACAAGAAAGGGUCACAUGUAAAGUUAAAGGUGUCAAAAAGAGAUAUAAAACAGAAAGGUUAUGCUCUUAAGAGAUGCUUUUGUACUUUGAAAUUAAAGCCAAAACGACCAAAAUCAGUAUCUCAAAAAUCUACCGGUACUAUAACUACAUUCAAAAGUCAAUAUCGAAUGGAAACCGGAAAUUUGAAUAGAAAUAAAAUAAACAUUAAACUUCAGCCAUAUGAGUGUGAACCCGGUAUUUGUGUACCUUACAAAUGUAAUCCCUAUCAUUGUAUAAAACUUCAAAAUAAAAGGUUGAUUACUAAAAAGAGAAUCCGUUCAAAAAAUUCAUAUACUACAAGUUCUAGAAAAACAAGAUCAACAUCGAGCGUGACACCUAAAGAAAAAUCAUCUAAAGCAAAACAUGUUCAGUCUGCUGCUAUAAUACCGAUACAAAUGCAUAUACCGAAAAAAGAAAAAGGAAAUUUGCAAAACAGAAAUGAGAUCGCAGAACCCAAUCGUAAUGUCGUGCGUAUUGGUUCUACAUUUAGUUUCAAUAUAGAUUUUUAUCGGGAUACAGGAAAACAACAAUCACUUUCCAAACAAACUAAUAUGAAAAGCCCUGAUCUUCAAAAUUUAACAUUACAACCAAAAAUGAAUAAAAAGGUACAUUUACAAAAGCCAAAAAGAAAUAAAGAAAAGAAGUACAAAAAACAACCGGUAGUGUCCACUACAGGGACCGAAACAAGUGGUAAUUUUUAUAAAAAGACCCGUAGUAAGGCAACUAAAACAGGAAGUAAUUUGAGCUAUUAUUUUCAUCUUGAUCCUUAUGAAUGUGAACCUUUUACUUGUAUUCCGGGAGAAUGUGAUCCAUAUAUUUGUCUUCAAAAUAUUAAGAAACGUUUAAAAAAAACAAAAGAAAUCAGUCUUGGUACAAUCAAUCCAGGGAGUAUUUCAACAUCGAGUUACACAUAUUCGUAUGGAAAAUCCAAAGAUGUCUUCGUUCAAUCUAAGCCAAAUACCAAAGAGCAGAAGGUUUCAGUUCAAACAAAAGCCCAACCGGUCAGCAAGGUUGUUUAUACCCCGAAGAUAUCGAAUAUGCAAAACAAAUUAAGAAAUUCAAUAUCUGUGGGAUCUACAUUUAGUUUCAAUAUAGAAUUUUCAAAAACUUGUAAUGCAAAAGAGGAACAGUUUGAUCCACCACCGAUUCCAUUAGACGAAAGAACAAAAAGGAAAGUGAAGCAUAAAGGAAUAAAAUUAGAUAAAAUUACAGUUGAUAACAUCGAUACACAAGUGGAAAAAACAAAAAAAGUUGACAAAUCAUCUGUUGUUGGACCAAUAUUGAAAAGAUGUUUCUGUACAUUAAAUUUAUAUAAAAAACGUAACAGACAUAAGGACAAACAUAAUAUACCUAAGAAUACGAUGUACACAGUUAAUACAGCUUUAAUAAGUAGUGAUAUGGCAAGCCAACUUCAUUUAUGUGGGAUGAGUGAAGGAUGUAUUUCUGAAAAACGGUCAAAAUAUGAAAUCUCAAGAAAUAAUAGCAUUUUCCACUUAGACAAAGGAAGAAACACGAAUAAUAUUGCAGGCAAACAAUCUCUGGAAAUAAAUUCAGAUUUAAGUGUAAGUGUGGAACUAAUUAAGAAAUCUUCACACCGCCAAUUCUUUUUUAAACAAACAAAACUUCAAGAGGCAAACGUAGUAGCGAAUUAUGACAGAUUUGCAAAAUUUCAAGAUGAUUUCAUUAAUCCAGUAUCAAUAAAUCCAACAAAAACUAGCCUUGCUCACUAUUUAAAUAGCUGCAUUUACGCUAUGAAUAUGCAAGUAGACAAUAAAAAUAUAAUGAACAGAAAACUUAAGCCAUAUGAAUGUGAACCCGGUAUAUGUAUACCUGGACAGUGUGAUCCUUAUGAAUGUCAAAAAUUGAUUAUGAAGCGACUGCAAAAAAGAAUUUCUAAAUCGUCUGGUACACCAACAGAUUCUAGAUCAAUUUCUAGUAGUCAAACGCGGAAAACACCCACUCAAUCACAUAUCGUAAGUGUAUCUCCGAAACCCGAGUAUAAAAAGAAACGAUCAGUACAAAAAGUUUCAAAGGCUAUCGACAAGAAGCAAGUUGUUCGAGUGGGAUCAAAUUUUAGUUUUGAUAUUGAAUUUUAUAAGAAAAGUUCAAACAAGCCAGUUAAAAUACAGUAUCAUGAUGAUGAACCACCAAAGCGAACAAAAGAAAAGCAAUCGAGUGUUCAAACAAAGGACAAAAAAAUAAUAACAAGCUCUGAUACUCAGGACAGUGAGUCCCAGUCGAAACUACACAAAGUAAAAGCUAAAACUUCUCAAGCUUUGCAAGGUGUGCAAAGAUGUUUUUGUACUUUGAAAUUACAAAAGCAAGGAAAGUUAAAACAAAAAGGGAAAAAAGACAAUACCAAUACAGUGCGUGAUGAGUCAAUGAGUGUCAAGACGGUAAAUAGAGGACAAAAUACUAAACCCAUUAAAAUGACUCGAGAAUUAUUGCCGUAUGAAUGUGAACCAGGUAUAUGUAUACCAGGUGAGUGUAAUCCGUAUGAAUGUCUUGAAUUGAUUAAGAAAAGGAAACGCAAAGAGAAAGGUACCGAUACAGUUUUGCAUAAAAAAGUAACUACUACGUCAACGUCAAGUACGGUGCAAAAACGUAAAUCUCGAGCAACUUACGUACAGCCAAAACGUCAACCAAAAUUUCAUUCUGAGACUGUGAAACCAAAGUAUAAACAAGUUACGUCUCCUGAUAAUGCUGGAAGACAAACGGUGAGAAUUGGUUCCAGUUUUAGUUUUAAUAUUGACUUUUACAAGGAUAGUUCACCUCCUGCUAGUCAAGAACGUGUUAUUAAAACUGACAAGUAUAAGCAUAGUGAUGAGGUUCCGAAAAUACCUGUAGCCAAAGAAAAAAUAAAUAAACAAAAUUUUACACAUCCACGUUCCCAAUCAAAAAUAUCUCAAACUUUAAAAGUACCACAAAAAAGUUCGUCAAUAGAUGCAAAACCUUUUUUACAACGAUGUUUUUGCACUUUACAAUUGCGCAAAAAAGAGAAGCAAAAAGAAGAAAAGAGAAAACGUGAUGAUGUCAAAAAAGUACAACAAAAAAAUGUAAAGACAAUGACAAAAGGGACAAAAGAGGUUCGUGAACUUCUACCGUAUGAAUGUGAGCCUUCGUUUUGCAUACCAGGGGAAUGUGAUCCAUACGUUUGUUAUGAAAGAAUUAAACAGAGAAAUAAAAAAAUUAAAAGUUUGGGUACGGAGACAAAAACUCGAUCCAAAAAAACGACUGGCAGUACUCCAACAUCUAAGAAACAAAAACAUAAAAAGAUACAAUUUCAGCAUGUCGAUGAUGAGCCAAAAACAGCAGCGAAAUCGAGUGUUCCUAAACCAAUUGUUCAAAGUGGACAAAAACAAGUUGUAAGAAUUGGUUCAAAUUUCAGCUUUAAUGUAGAAUUUUUUAAAGAUUCAGGGCUAGAUAGUAACAGAAUACAAUAUGAUGAAUCACAAAUUCGCAAAAACAAAACAAAAGAUGUAAAAAAAGACACAGAGACGUUUCCAAAAACUGCUACAAAAAAGCAUAAAAUUGUACAAGAUAAGAAAUCUUUGCGUUCUGGCCAGUCACAGACGGAAACUAGUUCUAAAUCUGUUAAAUCAGGUAUAAUUUCCAAUCUAGAGAGGUGUUUCUGUACGCUGGCACUUAUGAAAGAUAAAAAAGCUAAAAAGAAAGACAAUAGUAAAGAAGACAAGGCACAAUUGAAAAAAAAUAAAAAAGAAGUAAAAGUUAAACAAGACGGAAAAGGGGAAAAGGUUAAAAAAAAUAAAAAGGAUAAAAAAGAUGAAAAAGAUGACAAAAUUAAGAAAGAUAAGAAGGAUGAUAAAAAUAAGAAAGAUAAAAAAAAUAAAAAGGGCAAAAAUGCCAAACCUGUGGACAAAGAUGUUCAGACGACUAAAUCUUCAGCAUCAGCUGUCAGUUCUUUCAUAAAAAAUUGUUUAUGUUCUCUCAAAGAAAAUAAAAAAAAGCAGUCACCAAUAGUAAAUGUAGAAAUUAAACCGCAAAAACAUAAGAAAUGGAAAUUAGAACCUUAUGAAUGUGAACCAGGUGUAUGCACACCGGGCCAAUGUGAUCCCUACGAAUGCGAAAAACGCAUACAAAAACGAUUAUUACGUGAAAAUGCAACAGAGACUAGGCCCAUAAAAUUCAACACCCACUCUAGUUCUACGCCUGCUAAAACGUAUAAAAACCGCAAUGUUAAAACUAAACCUCUAAAACCAGAACCAAAAGAAAAGAAGGAAUUGCCUUUAGUUAUGCCAAAAUCGAAACCGAAUCAAUCACUUUCUUUAGAUCGUGAAAGAAAUAAUAAGCAAACUGUAAGAAUAGGAUCCUCAUUUAGCUUUAACAUAGAAUUUUUUAAAGAUAACUUGACCCCUGAACCCAUACGAAAAAUACCACCGCAUUUAAAAGACGUUGAUACUAUUAGUACAAAAAAAGAAAAACCGAAAUAUAAGUCAACAGGACAACAAUCAUCUCAUCAUGUGAAAAAAUUUGAUUCAUCAGAAUUAUCUACCGUCAAGACCCAGCCUAGUAGUACGGUUACCGAUCCAAUACUCAAAAGAUGUUUUUGCACGUUGCAAUUUCAUAAAAGUGCAGCACGUCUGAAUAAAAACCACAAUAUACAAAAGAAGCCAGCACGUAAUAAGAAAAAAGAAGAAAUGCCCAAACAAAAAAAAACUACGUCCACUAAAAAUACCACUACCGUAUCGUACGUGACUUGUCCUAAUGAAUGUCCGCCUUUUAUGUGCAUUCCAAAUAAGUGUAAGUCUAAAGUGUGUAGAGAAAAACAUAUAAAGACUGGCUCACAAAAAGUUGGUAAUGAGGAUAAAAUAUUACACAAGUCAGUUGACGCUAAAUUAUUAUGUAAGAAAUCAAAGAAAGUACAAGCGCAACUAAAAGAAAACGUAUCGUUGAAAUGUUACAAUGAAAAAGAAAAGGGUAUAGUAGAAAUACCUCGAUUUAGUAACUAUUUCAAAAAAGAAAACAGACAAGCUCUCAAAUUUGGAUCAAACAUUUCUCUAAACAUUGAAUUCUAUAAGGAAUUACUGCCUCCAGUUCCUGUAGAUACAUCAGAUACUAAAAAAGAAUAUUUGAAACCAAAGAAAUACGAAACAUGUGAUAGAUCAAAUUGUUUAAACUUAAAGAAGAAAAAUGUCCAGGCAUUACGUUCGAAUGUGCGUGGUGUAAAGUCACAAAUUGAAAAAUGUCAAACGAUAAAUAAACGAUCUAACACAGUCAACAAAUUAAAAAGAUGUUUUUGUACCCUGAAGUUGCAGAAAAGUAAAAACGAUACAAUUGCAUGUAGGGCACCUUAUUCACAAGUUAUUGAAGUUCGUAGAGUAGAAAUUCACAGCAAUAAUAAGAAAACAUCUAAGAAAACUAACACCGAAUGCAAAAAUGUAUGUACAAAGAUUGAUGCAACUUUAUUAAACUCCUACAAAAGAGAUAAAUCUUCACCUCAAAAAAAUAUUACCAAAAUGACAACUAUUUUACCUUACCAACCCACCAAAUUUAAAAAGAAUGUUAGCAAAUCGCUUGUGAAUCAUGGCAAGCCACAUAUCCAGAAACCACCCGUGAAGCCGUCCAUUACUCUCACCCAAAAGGGUAAACGGUUAACUAGAAAAAAGAGUGUAAACGCUUUUCACUGCUCUCAAUUACCUUCCUCUAAUAAAACUAAUAACUCUGCUAUUAAACGGUAUCUAUGUCGCUGUGCAAAUAAUGCUACUACGAAAACCGGAAAGUCAACAUUUUCAGAACCUGUCUGUGAUAAGAUUGCAAAAAACAAGGAAAAACCAUGUAAGCAACCUAAUGAAAAUGAAAAAACGUCGAAAAAAAUCAAAGGAGAUGUGAACGGACUAUGUGUUGAUGAUCUUAAGACGUCUCACAGUGAGCGUCAAUCAAAACAUUUAAAAGAAGUGUCUGCGAUUAGGACUUCAAAAAGUCUUAAACUAUCACAGAAAGAUAAAGAUAUAUCCAACUUGGAGAAAUUAAAGAUCCUCAAGGCUGACCUAAUCCAAAAAGGCGAUGAGUAUAAGGCACCUCUAUCUAAAUUGAUAAAAUCUGCAAUGAAAUCACCGGAUGAUAAAAAUUUUGUUUGUUCAAAAUGUUUGGCGAUACAUAACACCACAGAAAGAAAAAAUUUAAAAGUUAACUUCAAGGAUUCUCCUCACACCUUAGGCAAACAAGGAAAAUCAAAUAAAAAGGCAUCGACGACAAAGGACGUACGAAAAACAAAGUCCAAAAAUGUAUGCGAAUCCUGUAAUAAAAGCAUUGAUGAAAAAUGUAAAUAUUGUAAAGUUUGUUUCAAGUCCGAGAGCCAAUUUAAAGAAUAUUUUAAUAUGAUCAUGAAACAAAUUGGGAAGUUACCUAUUAAAACUUGGCUAAACAAAAUCCAACCGAAAGAGUUUAUAAAAGAAUCACAUCCACAACCGUUGUUUGAUGUUUACCUAGAGUCAGACAGCUUAAAAAUCAUCAACAAAGAAGAAGUUGAUAGAAAAGUUAAAGAACUAUAUAUACCUAAAAGAAAAACUAAACCCCAAGAGCAUGGGGAUUCGUGUGUUUGCUGUAUAUGUCGCGGAAAAAGAGCUAAGGUGGGCAAAUCUAAUAAAGUAACUAAAAAACAACUCCUCAAAUUCGGAAAAAAGACAUGUACAUGUGGAAGUGAAGUGUGCGCGAAAAGUGUUGAAGAAAAGAGGUUGAGUAUAUUAGAGGACAAAAAAUCAAAAGAGUUAAAACCGUGCAUAUGUGGAAGUCCUGUAUGUGGAGAAGAAUCCCAACUAAUGCAUAAAAUAACAAAAAGUCCCGGAGAAAUGGUUUGCACAUGUAGAGAGGAAAUGGAAAAGAGAAGGCAAAAGAUGAAGAAAAUAAAUGAAAUCGCAUAUAGAAAAAGGCGAAAAAUUCUGUCUGAACAAGAAAAAAGAGAGGAUAUUAUUCGGAGAAAACAUCGACUUAAAGAAGAUUUAAGACUUGAAAAAUCAAUUAAAAAAGAUGCAAGCGAUACCAUGCUAUUGACUGAAUCAGUCAUAGAUGUUGCAAAAUUGGGUAUUACAGGCGUAUCCGACCUGCUUCGCCUUUUAUAUAGAUGUGUUAGAGACCCAAAACAUUCUUUGUACAAUAUUAAAUCAAUGAAGGAAAAUCCGAGCCUGAUUCUAAAGUCGUUGAAAAACGCUUACAGUGACAGUGGCGUGGCAUCAACAUCGAGAAGAGUAAUGAAGCGUGUUCAAUCAAUGGAAGCUGUAAAAUCAGCGACAGAAUUACUGGAACAGUAUCCAGCAACGAAUUAUUUAAUUCACAUUAAUAAUCCAAAGAAGCGGAUGCAAGCUAUAAAGAAAAAGCGGCGUAAAGAACGCAUCGACUUUCAUUGCAAUCUUUUCAUGAGUUCUUUGAGGAAGAGACCAUUUAUGUGGAUAUAUGAUCGUUGGCCUUGGUUUUAUCCACAUUGUUUAUCAAUUCUAAAUGUAUGGCGUCAAUUUGCGGAUGUAAUGUUGUUCUUAUUAGCUGUUGUUGUAUGGAGUCCUUGUAUUUUUGCCAUGGAAAUGUGCAGAGCCGUGAUGUGUUGCACUUUGUGUACGGGUUAAAGGUGUUUAUUAAAUUUCUUGUCAUUUUAUUCCUCUUUGUUUUUCUAUUUCCAAAAAUUAUAAAACUGUGUAUAUUUUAUACAAUUUUUUUUUGUUUUUUAAAUAUUUAUAUUUUUAGCAUUUUUUAAGUACACUAUUCUCUUGAAGUUCAUUCUCGGCCAUAAAAUUUUCACAAGCUAAAAUGAAAUUUACAUCCCCUUUAUUAAUUGAACAUUUGUGCUUAUAACCUAUGCACCCUGAGUUCAAUGGCCGAUGCAAUAAAAUUUAGGGUGCAUGUUAUCUGGCCUUAUGUCAUGGUCAAUUUUAAUAUUUUUAUCAGAACAACAUCUAUUUAUAAUGCUAUAAAAGUUUCGUGGUAUAGGAAAUUUAAGAAUGAUAAAGCAAAACAGAGGUCGUAUCAAUGACAAAAAAAAUUCAAACUUCAGUUACUCUCUGUCGCAGUUUCCUUCGUGAACUAGAGGGGUUAUCCAAGAAGCUAGUCUCUACAUCAAUACUAAUCUCUAUACCUACUGCAACUUAAAAUAGUUAUCCAACUAUUCAAUCGAGUUUCAACGAAAUGAGACGCAAUGCGUUCAAAGUGUGAAAACAAAAGAGAGCGGUAUCGACCAAACCCUCAAAAGUGAGGGCCGCCACCCUCUUUAUGACUCAGAGGGGAGGACCCUUGCACGUAGGUACCGCUGUACCCUCAGUACAGAACAUGCACUCACUAUUGAUCUGGGGUAUUUGGGACCAUCUAAUAAGUUUUUGACCUAUCGAAUUUCGCCUCGUAUUUUAGGGUUGAGUUGUUUAUUUUUUACGGUAAGAACCAAUCUUUAUGGCAUUGGUAUAUACAUGAAAUGAUUUUUUUAAACAAACGCUAAAAUAAUGCCGAAUGUAUCAAGAUGCUAUAAAGA
Zerene cesonia (dogface butterfly) is the source of this 11895-nucleotide messenger RNA. RefSeq lists its product as uncharacterized. The transcript has a single exon. Bases 1250 to 11002 code for a protein of 3250 amino acids. The record is from RefSeq and is a predicted model, not a curated record. Lineage: Eukaryota; Metazoa; Arthropoda; Insecta; Lepidoptera; Pieridae.